Ilex paraguariensis (yerba mate) is the source of this 7936-nucleotide messenger RNA. Lineage: Eukaryota; Viridiplantae; Streptophyta; Magnoliopsida; Aquifoliales; Aquifoliaceae. The record is from the annotation of a GenBank genome assembly.
UAGAAGUAUCCAUUUAGAAGCGGGAAAAACCCAUAUGGGUUCAAAAGUCAAAAAUACCCGAACUCAGAUGGAUUUUUAUGGUAUGAAAAGGAAAGCACUUCAAGCCCUGUGCAAAAAACACAACAUUCCUGCAAAUUUACCCAACUCGGAGAUGGCCGACAAGCUUGCUUCACUUUUACAGGAAAAAGAGAAACGCGUAAGACGGGGUAAAUCUUGUUUUAAGGGUUCGGCGGAAAUUGGAUGUGAAAAUGGUGGUAUUGUAGAUGCGCAAAUCAAGAAAGUUACAUUUAGUCCUGAAACAGAAAUGAUUGAAUUUGUGAAAUCGAACAUCAGAUAUAUGGGUAUGAGGGGGGCGGGGAGGAGGAAAUCAAUUAGGCUUGUGGAAAUGAAGGGAGAACAGGUCACUGAAAAUAGUAAUACUGUAGAGCGCUUUGAGGAAAUUGUUGAUAACCCGGGUAGAGUUACAAGGUUUAGAGCACAAAAGAUGGUAGAGUGUGGUGCAGCAUUCGUUCCGAGUAGUCCAAUCAAGAAGAACGUCAGAUAUAUGGGUAUGAAGGGGGUGGGGAGGAGGAAAUCAAGGCUUGUGGAAAUGAAGGGAGAACAGGUCACUGAAAAUAGUAAUACUGUAGAGCCCUUUGAGGAAAUUGUUGAUAACCCGGUUAGAGUUACAAGGUUUAGAGCACAAAAAAUGGUAGAGGGUGGUGCAGCUUUCGUUCCGAGUAGUCCAAUCAAGAAGAAGAGAGGGAGAACGGAGGUGAGCGAUGCCGAUAAAAGGGAACAGGCACUUCCUGUCAUAGACAAUAAUGCUGUUGAAGAACCCCGAGUCUUAACAAGGAGAUUGUUGAGGAACAGAGUUGUAGUGGAAGAGGAUAAGAAAGAAAGUGAGGCUGUAGAUGUCGUGAUUUCAAGGAAGGGUGUGAGGCACAGAAAUUUAAAGAAGAGGCAUGUAGAAAGCAGAGAUGAAGUUUCUGGGAAUAAGCCCCCCACAAAGGAGGGUGGAAUUACUGCACUUGACAAGGUGUUGAUGCGAUCAAAGAGAAAUUUGACAAAAGAUGAAGGUUUUGAACAGCUGGAUGGAGAUUUGGUUGCUGAGGGUAGGAAUACACGGUCUCAGACUCUGUUGGCAGUGAAAGCUUCUGCAGCAGAAACUAGAACUGAGACAAAAGUUGAAAGAAAUGAUGACAGGAAGAAAUCUGUCGGGCCUCAAAGGAAUAAGGGAGAUGAGAUUCAGGAAAAAAUGGAAAUAGAUCUACAGCUUGAAGAGCCAUUGAAACGCCCAGCUAGAAACCGAGUUAGGCAGAAAUCUGUUAUGCCUAAAGUUGAGAAAGUGGGAAUUAAUGGAUUGUUUGCAGUGAAUGGGAGCAGAAAACCAACUGGGAGUACAGAUUUGGCUUGUGGAUUUGGUGGUGAAGUUCCAAAAGAACAAGAGAUGGUUUCACAGCUUCAUGUUCGUUUGACCAGGUCAAGGCGCGCCACUUUGAUGGUAAACUCUACUGCUUCAACUAAUGAAGAAUUGUGCUCUCACAAAUUGGCUCAAAAGAACGAGACAGCGAGGCAAUUGAGAAAACCUUUUGCCAAGAAACAAGCUUCUCAAACUGAAGAACAAAUGAAGCGAUCAAGACAGGGUGCAUCUAGACACGAACACUUGGCUGUUCUGGAUAGAAUUGACGAUGCUGCUGGAACUAAUAUGCCAAGAAAGCGAAGAAGAGACCCGAUUUUGGAAGAACAGGGUGUUGAGAAUGAGAGUGCUCCUCUUUUUGAAGAAUUUGCUAGACGGUCAACACGCAGUACUAUUACAAGUGAGUCAAUUGCACCAGCACUUGUUACUGGCAAAGUUGCUGGAAAAAAGAAGGCAAAGAGAAUAUCAAAUCCACCAAAUUUAGAAGUUGAAGCUCCAUUACCUGAGGGACAUUUGGCCAUUAGAGAAACACCGAUUGUAGAUGCUGAAUUUUUGAUGCCAGUGGUCGCAAAUGCCACUGUUGCUUCAAAUUUGAGUAGCAACAAAGGUGUCAAAGAUGGCACUUCUGAAUGGAGAAAGUCCAGUAGGAUAUCUAAUGCUGAGAAGCAAGAGAGCCCUGUGAACUUGCAGAGGGUUCAUACAGAGCAAGAAAUGGGUAUUCCCGAGAGUGCUCCUCUUGUUGGACAAUUUACUAGACGAUCAACACGUAGCACUGUUAGAGGUGAGUCAGUUACACCAGCAGUCGAGAGCCUCGUAAAGUUGCAGAGGGAUCAUACAGAGCAAGAAAUGGAUAUUCCUGAGAGUGCUUCUCUUCUUGGACAAUUUCCCAGACGGUUAACACGUAGCACUGUUAGAGGUGAAUCAGUUACACUAGCAUUCACUACCACCAAAAUUGUUGGGAAAAGUAAGACCAAGAGUAGAUCAAAACCACCAAAUUUAGCAGUGGAAGCUCCAUUACCUGAGGGAAAUUUGGCCAUUAAAGAACCAUCUAUUGCAGAUGCUGAAUUUUUUAUUCCAGUAACUAUAAAAACCACUGUUAAGUCAAAUUUGAGCAGCAAUAAAGUAGUCCAGGAUGCUACUUCUGAAAGGAGGAAGUCCAGUAGGAUAUCUCAUGCCGAAAAGCAAGAGAGCCCUGUGAAGUUGCUGCUUGAUCAUACAGAGCAAGAAAAGGAUAUGUCUAAGGGUGCUUCUCUUCUUGAAGAACUUCCAAGACGGUCAACACGCAGUACUACUAGAGGUGAGUCAGUUGCAUCAGCAGUCGCUACAGGCAAAGUUGCUGGGAAAAGGAAGGCAAAGAGUAUGGGAAAGCCUCCAAAUUUUGAAGCAGAAGCCCUUUUACCUGAAGGAAAUCUGGCCAUUGAAGGACCACCCAUUUUAGACACUGAACUUUCGAUGCCAGCAAUUGCAAAAAACACUGUCAAGUAUAGUACUUCUGGAAGCAGAAAGUCAAGGAGGAUAUCUCAUGCCGGGAUGCAAGAGAGCCCUGUGAAGUUGCAGAUUGGUCAUACAGAGCAAGAAAUGGAUAUUUCUGAAAGUGCUUCUCUUGUUGUCAAACUUCCUAGACGGAAAACACGCAGUGCUAUUAGAAGUGAGUUAGUUACACCAGAAGUCACUGCUGCCAAAGUUGUUAAGAAAAGGAAAACAAAGAGUGGAUCAAAGCCUCCAAAUUUGUACGAGGAAGCUCCAUUGCCUGAGGGAAAUAUGGUCACUAAAGAACCACGUGUUGUAGAUGCUGAAUUUUCUAUGCCAGUAGUUGCAGAAACCACUGUUGAUUCAAAUUUGAGCAGCAACAAAGUUUUCAAGGAUGCUACUUCUCAAAGGAGAAAGUUCAGCACCAUAUCUCAUGCUGAGAAACAAGAAAGCCCUGUGAAGUUGCGGACUGAUCAUACAGAGCAAGAAAUGGUUAUUUCUACAGGUGAAAAUGUGGUUGUUGUAGAGAAGACGAAUAUAUUGGGGGAAGUUAACAUAGAGAAGUCACUCCUCCUAGACUAUGUUUUUAUGGCAGAGAAAACUUCUGUAGCUGAUGGUCACUCACUCCUUGAACACUCGGACUCCAUGGUGAGACUGAAAGAGACCGAGACUGUGGAAAAGCCAUCAACGGGCAAACACAUACAGCCAAGUUCUCUUUUAGUCGAUCCUGGUGUUGAGGAUGGAAGAACUUCUGUUCAUAAGGAGCAGAACUUUGUAGAUUAUGGUGUUGAAGAUGAAAAAACUUCUGUUUAUAAGGAGCAGAAUUCAGUAGAUUCUGAAGACAUUAAUGGGUUUCCAGAACUGACUAUACAUACAAUUGUUGUUGAUGACCAAUUAGCUGUAUCUAAUCAAAGUGGAGAUUUGAAAAUCAAUGGAAACAUGUCUGAGGAAUCCCGAGAAGCUAAUCUUAUCAGUCCUCCUGAUGGAGGCAUAGUCAAUGCUAUCAUUCAAGAGGACAAAGAUGGAAAUGACUCUGAAAAAUUUGUGGAGGCUGCCGUAUUACAAGAGUCUAGUUAUACAUCAAGAAGACAUAUAACACAAGGAGAAGUGCUAUUAACCAAGAGGAACCCUAUCACGGAUGAACCUGCAAUUGAGGAAGGCUUGUCAGUGCCUGAAACUGAUGAAAAUGGAAGGACUACUGUCUCAAGCAGCAGGGAAGAAGUUCCUGCCCAUAGUUAUGAGAAGGGAACAGGGUCUACUAGACAAUCCUACUCACAGGAUGAAAAUAGUCCUGCAAGUGUUUGCCCUGGCCUUCCUAAGGAGGUUGAAGAUUUUGUAGCUGUUAACUCAGAGAAGACUUUGGCUUCCGAAGUUGUGAAUUUAUAUAGUGAAUCAGCGGAUUUAGCAACUGAGGAUGAUUUGGCUUCUCUCUCUCAAAACCAAAAUGGGGAUUCUGAUUGCAGAAAUUUGGUUGAUCCAGAAGCCUUGCAACACACAAAUGAUGUAUGUGAUGAUAUUGUUGCUGGAAUUUCCUCACGGGUCCAUCAGUCAGAUUAUUUUGUUGCUGAGGGACUUGAUAAAACCAUGGAUUUGGGCAAAGUAUUGGAAGUGGAAAAGCCAUUCUCAGGCAAGGAUACCCUCCAAGGGAAAGGUGUUGUUCCAAAUUAUUCAGCUGAAGAUGACCAAACUUCUGUCUAUAACAAGCAGAACUUUGCAGUGUUAGCUAGAUUUUAUGGUGGUCAGCCAAAGGACUGUGAGAAUGCCCGUGGUGAGAGUACAGAAAUGACUCUGCUUGACCAUUCUGAUGGGGAAAGAAGUGCUAGAAAGACCAUGUAUGAGUUUGAUGGUUCUGUUGAGGCUGUUGAAUUGCAGGGGACUGUUUCAGUUGCAGGAAAGGAUAUAGUAAAUAGUUUUAGUUCAAGCAGCCUCAGUUCUGCGGGAAUAACUCCUCUUAAACCCGACACCAUCUCAAAACAUCAAGGAGUUGGAAUCUGCAGUCAAGAGAUAGUAGACGAGGAGUUGAUAGCAAAUGAUAAUGAUUCCAAGGAGGCAGCAUACACGAGAGGAGCAUCACCAGCUGCUGAUGAAGAGACUACUAACGAUGGUUUUGACGCAAAUACAUACAUGGAUGGUAGUUCCCAUUGGGUUACAGAUGAGUUGGAUGUUCCACUUGCCAUUGUGAUGGAAGGUGUAGAUUCUGAGAGGAACUGUUCAUCUGCUUUUGAGGACGUCAGAGGCAAAAGGGUGUCUGAAAGUUUUUGUGGAGAAGGAUGCAGGUCAAUCAGCCUGGAGGAGAGGGAUAUAGCCCCAGCAUGCACUGCUUUACAGAAUAGUGAUGAAAGUGAGCAAGGGUAUCAACUCAAAAAUCUUUUUGGCACACCUGUCAAUAGUACAAAUGCUAAUGAUGAAGAGGAAACUUUUAGUCAUGAAGCUUUAAAAGCUGAUCUAAAAAUAUCUUCUGCCAAGACCAAUAGCAAGGUUGGGGAUGGAGGGUUCAGUCAAAUGGAUGCUCAAGAAAUAUUGAGUGCAACGGAGUGUGAAAAUGAAACAAAGUUACAUAAACGACAUGCGAUGCCAACUUCUGAUGAAAUUCCUGAAGAGGGCUGCAACCAAGGUGUGCGAGAAGGGGUGAAUGUAAUGAUACCUGUCAAUAAGAUUCUUAGCAACAAAGGGGAUGGUAGAUCCAGUCAAUGGGAGCCUUGUAUGGUGGGAGCAGAGAAAGCUGAACAUGAAAAAUCCAUACAGGAAGAGAACACUUUGCUAGACACCGGGGAAAAGGUUACCACUGGGGUCUUCAGUGAAAGCAUGCAAGAAGAUGAAAUUAAGAUUCUGUUUGCUACACCAGUCACAAGUUCAAAGCCUCUCGAAGAAAUGGAAACUUACGGUCAUGGAACUGAAAUGGAAGAUGCAGCCUUGUCCAUGGACAAGACUGACUGCACAGUAAGUGAUGGAAGGUUCAGUCUAAGCACGUCUCAAGAAAUUGCUGUGGGAAGGAAUAGUGAACUUGAAAAGGUGAUAAACAAUGUUAUGUCAGUGACUGGUGAAGAAACUUUUGAUGGCGGCUUUAGUGAAAGCUGGCAAGGAGAGAACCAAGAAUCCCAAUCACACGCAGUUAGGCAGAGUGUUAAGGCAGAAGAUGAAGAAAUGAUUGUAGUUGUUCCAGAUGAUGGGAUCAAUGAUGCCUUGGAGUUUAGACUUUCUGCUUUUGCUUCUGUUGAGUUCGAUGGGGAUAAAGGUAAUGCUCCCCCUGUUACUUCAAAAACUUUCAAUGAGGGUGAAGUUUACAAGGGGAAAGAUGUGGAAGCCAUGAGGGGUAGUGAUGGUUCCAGUGAUGCUAAGGUUGGAUCUGACAUAAAAGACAGUGUAACAACUUCUCAAGAAGUUCUUGAAGACCAACAGAUUAACAAGGAAGAUAUACCGGAAGAAGAUGUUUUAGUUGGUGACACUGUUUAUCAGGGGCCAAACAAGAGUUUAUGUGAUAAUGAAACUCAGAGCGCAGAUAAGGAGACCAACUGGCUGCAUGGUUCCUCAGAAAACAGUAAUUAUACAGGCCACUGUGCUGGUGUAUCCAAGGAUUCUGCUGAACCACAAAACUUUGAGGAUGCUUCUGGAUUGAAACCCCAUUGGAAUGUCAAUACAGCUUCAGUAACAGAACAUGGAUCCACGGAUUUUGAUUUUGAAUCCGAAGAUUUCAGCUGUUGGGAGUUUGAUACAUUUCUAGGAGAUGAUGAAGGAGUAGAGAAAUUAAAUGUGGGGACCUCAGAAACUGAUUGGAAAGAAAAUCAAACUUCUAUGCUUGUUGAGGGGCAAUUGGACAUGCUUGAGCUUCACUUGAAAGAAAAAGUUGCAGAACCAAACAAUAAUCAACUUACCACUUCAGAUCUGCAUAUCUUCGAACGUUAUGAAAUCUUGAAGGAAAGGGAUGUGAUUACUGCCAUUACAGAAGAUGUUGAUUCUGAAUAUAUUGAGAAAGUAUCCGUUGAGGUUGACAGUUCUGGUGUAAUCAUGCAAGAUGAAGUGUCGACAGAGGUGGUAAAAUUAAGUGGCAGUGAACAUGGUUCUGUGGUUAAGCCCAGAGCAGAAGGUGACAUUAAGUACACAGAUGUAGUAAAUAUUACGAAUGCUGGAGUGAAAGAUGAUUCGGCAGCAGGUGGAGAAGGCAAAAAUAUGAAGCAACUGAAUCAGCAAUGGAGUUGAGAGAAGCUACUGUAAUAAGAAUGGCUGAUCAGUCUCCUACAUUCAGUGAUUUUGUUGUCGAUGGAGGUAUACAAAGAUUUAUUAGAAAAUUUUGUCAUCAUCGGGAAAAAAUGCUUCAUAGGUUAUGUUUCAUGCAGUUACUUUACUUUAUACCAGAUUUGAGUUCUGAACGACAUUUUUGAACGAGUUACACAGGCUUGUUCAUUUUUAAGGUUUUGCUGCUAAAGAUGCUUGGACACAGCAACAGGUUCAGAGUAAAGUUCAGAAGCAAAUGUUGAGGAAGGCAACAUGCAGACGAGCUUUAUAACACUGAAAAGGAAGAAUUCUAUAGUCCGUUGGACUCCUGGAACCCCUGAGUAAGCUACUCAUGACCGCUGAUAUGAAGCAGAAUGCGUCCAGCAUCAAACAUAUAGAAAUAGCGUGUUGGUAUUCUAACGGGGAAAUAAGCAACAAAGUGGUGUGCAUCAGAGGUACUCCAGAAGUAAUACUCGUUAGUUUUUUUAUGAAGUGACGAGUGGUGCCUUCUACGGUGAAGAAUAUAGUAUGAUCCCUGUAAAAGUGCAAGCAUAUCUCAUGCAACAUUUGAUGAUACAAGAUCCAUCGUGUGUCGUUUUGUUUCAGUUUUGAUUUUUGUACCUACACACGCGAUUUUGUGAAUGAAAAAUGUAAAUGGUAAGAAACAAGAAGAUUGUAUUAGGCUGUUCAAUGACAUAUUGAAGUAACUUAUGUGUAACAGUUCACUCGGGCGAUUCACUUCUGCCUGCAAGCGGAAUAUUGUGUGGACUGACUGCAUCUGUUUUUCCAGAAGUCGAAUUCUUUGAGGGUCGGUCUCUUGUGUUUCUGCCUUAUUAUAAUUAUUUUUGAUUAUAU